AUGGCCAUUACCAAGUCUUUGAGCUUCUUCUUAAAGAAAAUGCUGAUCAUAAAUCUUAAAGACCAACAUGGUGAGACAAAUUUAAUGUUUGCCUGUCAGAAUGGCUAUCAUGAACUCAUUGAGCUACUUCUCAAAGAAAAUGCUGAUCCUAAUGUUCAAAAUCAAUAUGGUGUAACUGCUCUAAUGUUUGCUGGUCAGAAUGGCCAUAACCAAGUUGUUGAGCUUCUUCUCAAAAAAAAUGCUGAUCCUAAUCUUCGAGAUCUAGAUGGUGUGACUGCUCUAAUGUUUGCAAGUCAGAAUGGCCAUUAUCAGGUUGUUGAGCUUCUUCUCAAAGAAAAUGCUGAUCCUAAUCUUCAAGAUCUAGAUGGUGUGACUGCUCUAAUGUUUGCAAGUUUAGCAACAGGCCAAACUGGUUUUGGUCUUGGUAGAGUUAGUCAGACAAGUUUUAAUCUUGGUGGAGGUGGUCUAGGUGCUGGAGGUCUUGGGGGACUAAAAUCUGGACUAGGAGGACUUGGUCAACCUGGUGGUUUGGGAGGAGGCUUCAGUGGAACUGGUAUGGGAAUCGGGACAGGAUUAGGAACUGGUCUAGGAGGUACUAGCCUUGGAACUGGUCUCGGCACCACUGCUCUUGGAACUGGUCUUGGAACAGGCCUUGGUACCACUGGUCUUGGAACAGGCCUUGGUACCACUGGUCUUGGAACAGGCCUUGGUACCACUGGUCUUGGAACAGGCCUUGGUACCACUGGUCUGGGAACUGGCCUUGGUACCACCGGUCUAGGAACUGGUCUUGGUAUGACUGGUCUAGGGAGAGGAACUGGUCUUGGUACAACUGGUCUUGGAACUAAUCUUGGUACUGGACUAGGAACUGGUCUUGGUACUGGACUAGGUGCAACAAAGAUUGGAGGGGGUGGACCCCUUGGAGGGCUGAGUCUCGCAGGAGCACAAAAAGGAGUCAAGCUGGAGGCAAUUCUCCGUGAGUUAGAAUCGCCCCACUCUCUUGAAGGUUUGUCUCUUGUUUCCCUUCAGCACUUAACACAACAGCAAGGAGCACUCUCGGAAAUGAUCAAGAUUAUGAAACAAGAUUUUCAAGAUUUGAAAACCGUUGAAGAUGGUCUAAAGAACAUGGCACAAUCUCUUUGA
Gigantopelta aegis is the source of this 1140-nucleotide messenger RNA. Its product is annotated as spidroin-1-like. The transcript has 5 exons. NCBI's taxonomy places the organism in Eukaryota, Metazoa, Mollusca, Gastropoda, Neomphalida, Peltospiridae. Bases 1 to 1140 code for a protein of 379 amino acids. Gene Ontology annotation, molecular function: protein binding. The record is from RefSeq and is a predicted model, not a curated record.